AUGGCAUAUUAUAUAGCCGAAAUAGUUAAAUUAAAGGAAAAACAAUCGCAAAUAAACACACAACAGGUAAUUCAAAACGAGAAUGCACUUUCCGGUAUAUUAUACUACUCCUUGGAAUGCACGAAUGCCACAGAUUACUACGAAUGCAAACUGCAUGCACCACAACCACAGAGUCCAGGUGAAGCGGGUGCGGCCGCAGCGAGCGCGGCAGUGGUGACCGCAGCCCCCGCGGCGGGUGGUCCGCGCACCCCCCCUCCCCCCGCGCACCCCCACCCGCACCCGCCCCCCUCGGCGCCCGCGGCCCGCGCCGCCCCCGCGUCGUGCGCCGCCGCCGCGCCCGCGUCCGCCGCCGCGCUGGCCCCCCCGCCCGCGCCGGCCGCCGCGGUGCCCCCCCCGGAGCCCCCCUCCUCCCCGGACGCGUACGACCCGUUCGAGCCCACGCACUCCCCGUCGCCGUCGCCCUCCCCCUCGCCGUCCCCGUCGCCGGCGCGCUCCUCCCCCCACCCGCACCCGGCCGCCGCCACCUCCCCCCAGCGCCCCUCCAUCACGCUGGAGACGGCGCAGAAGACGAAUCUCUCGGCGGACGACGUCAUCGACCGCCGCCCGCUCUCGCCCAUGGAGAAGGUGAUGGCGUUGCUGCAGUCGACGCGCGACGUGUCCCCGGAGCCGCCGCCGUGCGCGCCGGGCCCGGGCUCGUCCCCCGGAGCCCCCACCCUGAGCGUGGGCCCGUCCCUGCCUGCUAUGGGAGCGGGGGCGGCCCCUAUAGCCCCGGGGCUGGUGUCGGCGCCCCCGUCAGCGCCCCCCACGGCGGCGGCGGCGCCCCGGAUAGUUCUACCGGAGGCGGCGCGCACUCAGCCGCCCAAACUCUUCCUCGCGAAACCCUCGCCCAUCAAGUCGGACCCGAUCAAACCGCUGCAGUCGUCGGCCCUGCCGCGCGCGGACUCGCCGUACUCGCCGGGCUCGUCGGACUUCGGGGAGUUGUUCUCGCCGCCGCGCCGGGACGCGUUCGACGCGCUCGUGCCGCCCCCCACCAACAACACCGGCCGCCGGAGGGGCAGGCUGCAUGCGCAUGCGCAUGCGCCCUCCAAGGUGCCCGUCAAACUCAACAAGAAGAAAGGUAAAACGCAGGUGGGCGUGAAGAUUGACGACGACAACCUCAAGAUCCUCGACGAGCUGCCCAGCUCCGCCGUCGAGAUGCAGGUCAAGAGCAAGUUCUUGAAGAAGCUGAACCGCCAGGAGCGCGUGGUGGAAGAGGUGAAGUUAGUCCUGAAGCCGCACUACAACAAGAAGCACGUCACCAAGGAGGAGUACAAGCACAUACUGCGGCGCGCCGUGCCCAAGAUCUGUCACAACAAAUCCGGUGAGAUCAAUCCCACGAAGAUCCAAGCGCUGGUGGAGGCGUACGUCAAGAAGUUUAGGAAAAAACGCAAACUGGGGCUCGCGUAG
Molecule: messenger RNA, 1446 nt
Organism: Chilo suppressalis (striped riceborer)
Lineage: Eukaryota; Metazoa; Arthropoda; Insecta; Lepidoptera; Crambidae
Source: the annotation of a GenBank genome assembly